Molecule: messenger RNA, 1911 nt
Organism: Scomber japonicus (chub mackerel)
Lineage: Eukaryota; Metazoa; Chordata; Actinopteri; Scombriformes; Scombridae
Product: E3 ubiquitin-protein ligase RNF31-like
Exons: 12
Coding region: 174-1688 (504 amino acids)
Biological process (GO): protein linear polyubiquitination
Cellular component (GO): LUBAC complex
Molecular function (GO): K63-linked polyubiquitin modification-dependent protein binding; ubiquitin protein ligase activity; K48-linked polyubiquitin modification-dependent protein binding
Source: RefSeq, a predicted model, not a curated record
CCUUUGUUCCAGUCAGCCAAUGGGAGCUGAGCAGAGAGGUGCGGGUGAGGAGGUCUUACACAGAGGAGCUGCUGGGGAUCGAUUUCAGUGCUCCUCCCUCCUCCUCCUCCUCCAAUCAUAACCCUUUCCUGAGGUCCGCCUCCUCCGGUGUCCCUGCAGACCCUCUCAGCAGGAUGAUGGGGAGUCUGAGUCUGGAUCCUGAGUCCAGCAGAGACCGUGGGAGUUCUGGUUCUGGAUCUGGAGUGGACCGGGUCCAGGUGCGGAGGAGUAUAGGAUCGGACCUCGCCCCCCCCCAGGCGCUGGCUCGGCUGCCCCCGGACCGGGCGGCCAUCUUCCUGUCUCUGCUGAGCCUGGAGGGGCGGAGCUUCAGCCCAGAUGACAUUAUGGAGGCGGUCCAGCUCAGCACAGACCUCCCAUCGGCCCUCCGGUUCCUGACUCAUUGCUGCCCCCUCUGCCAGGACCAGGUGUCCUUCAGUAAGAUCAUCACCAUGACUCACUGCUCCUGCUUCCUGUGUCAGACGUGCUUUAAGACGUUCUUCUCGACGGCCAUUAAAGAGAAGAGCGUGGACCAGCUGGUCUGUCCUCAGUGCGGCCGGCCGGAGGUCAGAGGUCACGGAGGGAUGGAGGAGUCCAUGGACUACUUUAACCUGCUGGACACACAGAUCCGACACUUCCUGCCGCCGCAGAUCCACGAGCUGUUCCAGAGGAAGCUCCGAGACCGAGCUCUGCAGGAGAUGCCCAACUUCUGCUGGUGUGCUCAUUGUUCCUUCGGGAUGCUCCAUGAGGCGGACCGACUGAGGAUGGACUGUCCCAGCUGUAAGAAGAGCACCUGCUCUCAGUGCAGAUCACCUUGGUCCCCUCAGCAUCAGGGACUCUCCUGUCAGCAGUUCCGAGUCUGGCAGCAGCAGAACCAGCCGGACCAGCACAGCGCUCUGCUCCACCACAACAGCAUCGAGUGUCCCAGGUGCCAGUCUAUCUUCAGCCUGUCUAAAGGAGGAUGUCUUCACUUCACCUGCAGUCAGUGUCACCAUCAGUUCUGUGGAGGCUGCAGCCGACCCUUCAGUCCUGGAUCCGCCUGCAGGUUCUCUGCGGACUGCGGUUCUAAAGGUCUGCACGCUCACCACCCCAGAGACUGUCUGUACCACCUGAGAGACUGGAGCGUUCCGCGCCUGCACCUGCUGCUACAGUACUACAGAGUGUCCCCUUCCUGGUUGGAACCGGCUGGUGGCGGGUCACCUGACGCCGGGUCACCUGACCCCGGGUCACCUGACGCCGGUCCCACAGGUGAGCUCUCAGGUGGUUGUUCGGUGGAGCUGAGAGACGACGGCAGAGAGGAACCCUGCGGACUGCCGGCCCCCCCUGAGUACCGAGGAUACUGCCAGAUCCACUAUAAGGAGCGUUUGGUGGAGCUAAUUAACCGUUGCCGUGCCGACCCGGCGGUCCUCUUCAGCCCGGGGGAAAUGGUGGCAGAGCUGCAGCGAUGGCUCGUUGCCGUGCCGACCAGGAAACCCGAGGAGCCAGAACCGCUCUACGCACACCGCCUCCGCAUGACACUGACCAAUAGCGUUCCUCUUCGGAAGCAGCGACGCUCUCCGCUCAAACUGCACGAUGACCUUUGCCCCCUGACCUCGGCUGUGGCCGCUGGAGCUCCGCCCCCUCACCUGCUGCUGAGUGACUCCGCCCCCUAACACACCAGCCAAUCAGGAGGCAGAACUCUGUCACCGUAGCAACCAACAAGAGACUUCCUCCUGCGGUGACAUCAUGCACCGAUAAAGACCAAUCACCUGUCUUAAUCAUGGUGACAUCAUCCUGCAGGUGGCUUUUGAUUGGUUGUUUGGUCAGAAAGACUUUAACGAGCUGAAUGCUAGCACUGUUAGCGCCUGCUAGUACUGUUAGCACUGUUAGCCCCUG